Messenger RNA from Phalacrocorax carbo (great cormorant), 1925 nucleotides. NCBI's taxonomy places the organism in Eukaryota, Metazoa, Chordata, Aves, Suliformes, Phalacrocoracidae. The record is from RefSeq and is a predicted model, not a curated record.
GCGGCGGCCGGGCGGGGCUGAGGUGUUCCCGUCGCCCGCAGCGCCCCGCGAUGCGGCCCGGCCCGCUCGACGCCUCCAGCCGCCCCCGGUGACCCGCCCCCCCCGCCGGUGCCCCGGGCCGGGUCCCCCCGCCAUGCUGCGGCGGCUGCUGGAGCGGCCCUGCACGCUGGCCCUGCUCAUCGGCUGCCAGUUCGCCUUCGUCGCCUACUUCUCCCUGGGGGGGUUCCGCAACCUCACCUCCCUCUUCGGCCGCGCCGCCGGGCCCGUCUUCGACUACUCCCGCACCCACGACGUCUACGCCAACCUGAGCCGGCUGCUGCCCCGCCGGCCCGCCCGCCCCGACCCCGCGCAGCCCCUGCCCUUCUGCCCCGAGCGCUCGCCCUUCCUCGUCGGCCCGCUCACGGUGAGCUUCAGCCGGGUGCCCACGCUGGAGCAGAUCCAGGCAAAGAACCCAGUGGUGCAGGAGGGCGGCCGGUACCAACCCUCCACCUGUGAGCCCCGGUCCCGCACCGCCAUCAUCAUUCCCCACCGCAAUCGCGAGACCCACCUGGGCCACCUCCUCUACUACCUGCACCCCUUCCUGCAGCGCCAGCAGCUCCAGUACGGCAUCUACGUCGUGCACCAGGCAGGUAACUCCACCUUCAACCGUGCCAAGCUGCUGAACGUGGGGGUGAAGGAGGCGCUGAAGGACGAGGAGUGGGACUGCCUCUUUCUCCACGACGUCGACCUCAUCCCCGAGAACGAUCACAACCUCUACACCUGCGACCCCUGGAACCCCAAACACGUCUCCAUUGCCAUGAAUAAAUUUGGCUACAGCCUGCCAUACCCCCAGUACUUCGGGGGGGUCUCGGCUCUCACCCCCGACCAGUACAUGAAGAUCAACGGUUUCCCCAAUGAGUACUGGGGCUGGGGCGGCGAGGAUGACGACAUUGCCACCAGGGUGCGCCUGGCCGGCAUGAAGAUCUCCCGCCCACCCAUCUCCAUCGGUCACUACAAGAUGGUGAAGCACAAGAGUGACAAAGGCAAUGAGGAGAACCCUCACAGGUUCGAUCUGCUGAUCCGCACGCAGCGGAUGUGGACACAGGACGGGAUGAACUCCCUCACCUACACACUGCUGGCCAAGCACCUUCACCCGCUCUACACCAACCUCACGGUGGACAUCGGGACGGACCCCCGCGCCGGCCGGGGCCGCAGGGGGCUGGUGCCAGGCCACGAGGGCCAGAGGUACCGCAGCAGCACCAGCCUCUUCCGGGAGGAGAUGCUGCGCAAGCUGCCCCGGGACGCCGCGGGGUGGGGGGACCAGGGGCUGUCCCUGUCCCAACGGAUGCCCACAGCCACCACACAGCAGCUGCUGGUGGGUAACAGCACCCAGGGUGGCGCCGGCUCCCUGCUGGCACCAGGGAUCACCCAGCGCAGCCCCGAGGCUGCUGGGGAGGGUGAUGCCCACCCGGAGAACAGUGCUGGGGCAGCUGUGGCACAGGAGGAAGGGACCCUGCCCACCCGUGGGAACAACCAGAGCUUGCCGCAGGGCGCCCGCUAGCCGCUGGCCGCUGCAGCCCCACACGGACUCUGCCUGCCACAGCCUGGUGCCGGAAAGGGGCCGCCCAUUGUGCGUGGGGUCAGGGAGCUGUGGCUGGGAUGGUUGCACUGAGGCCUCACUGGAGAGACUAGGGAAAGCAGCGAGCCCUGGGGCCAACUGCCUGGGGUGCUGCUGGCCAUGGGGCCGGUGCCUGAUACUGGGGGGCACCCUCCGGGACAGGGUGCAGGGAGAGCUGGGGACUUGCCCGACACCAUCUCCCCAAGGGCUGCGGGUGCCUGAAGGUGGUUGCAGGCUGCGCUGCCAGCGCAUGGUUAUUUAUUCUAUUUAUGAGCUGCUCCCUGGACCUUUAUAAGGGUUUUUUCAAUUAAAAAAACACUUUGUCCUA